AAUGUUGGAGCCUAAUCUACAUGCUCCGUGAAAGGAAGAAAGAGAAAGGGGAACGGAAAGGAAGAAGGCGCAGCCGUAUACGCGCAAUUGGGAUUGCAAUUUGCAAUUUGUAAUUAUAUGAUCACGAUGGCUAAAAGUCUCGCUCACUUUAAACUUCAUCCAACUUCCAAAUCAUUUCCCCUCUUUUUCUCUAUCUUUUCCUCAACAAUUUCUUGCUCCUCCGGAUUUUCUGCUCUUCCAAUCUUGUUUCAGUUUACGAAUGCGUUUCUUCUAAUUUCUUGCAGCGCUCGGAUGAACACCAAUUAGUUUAUAUUCUCAUUGUUUUAACUGGGUCAUCGCGGGUGUUGACGCCCCAUUUCGAUUUCAUUUUCGUCUACCUUUUCGAACAUUUCACUUUCUUUCAUUAAUUGCCACGCUGAUUCUCUGUUUCCGUUUCCAAUUUAUCUCUAAGAGUAGAAUUCUAUGUGUUCUGGGUAUAAGAAUAUGAAGCUUACUGUUCGUGUAAUAGAGGCGCGGAAUUUACCAGCGACGGAUCUAAAUGGAUUUAGUGACCCCUACGUUCGGUUGCAGCUUGGUAGGCAGAAGUUUAGGACCAAGGUGGUUAAGAAGACGCUGAAUCCAAGUUGGGGGGAAGAGUUUAGCUUCCGGGUGGAUGAUCUUGACGAGGAGCUAUUGAUUUCUGUCUUGGAUGAAGAUAGGUAUUUCAAUGAUGAUUUUGUUGGACAGGUUAAGAUACCCAUUUCGCGGGCUUUUAAUUCUGAUAAUGGGUCGCUUGGUACUACUUGGCAUUCUAUUCAACCUAAAAACAAAAAGUUCAAGCAGAAGGAUUGUGGUGAAAUCCUUCUUGCUAUAUGUUUUUCUCAAACCAAAGCAUUUGUAGACUUCAAUUCUAAUGGUGGUGUAUCUUAUCCAAAGACUUCCACUGAUGAAAUAAUGGGUUCGCCGUCGAGGUCUCAUAGUGGCAAAUCUAGCUCACCAUCUCCAGUGAGGCAAAGAGAAAGUUCGUUGAAGGAACAUAGAUCUUUUCAACAGAAGACCUUUGCUGGUCGUCUUGCUCAAAUGUUUCAUAAAAAUUUAGAUUCUGCUUCACUCAUUUCGUCUCGAGCUACUGACCUAUCAGAGAUAUCUGAAAUCCCUGCUUCUGAAGUUUUGGAAGUCAAUUCAGAAGAGCAAUCCUCUAUGGCCACAUUUGAAGAAGCAAUAAAAGUAUUGGAGUCAAAAGAUCAAGAAACUGAAACCCCAUUGAAUUUUCCAGGAAUAAUGGUUGAUCAAUUGUAUGCCAUUGCACCAUCUGACCUCAAUUCUCUACUCUUUUCAUCAGAUUCAAGCUUUCUAUCAUCUUUGGCUGACCUUCAGGGGACUACAGAACUGCAACUUGGAAAUUGGAAGUUUGAGAAUGGUGGUGAAAGCUUAAAGAGAACAGUAUCAUAUCUUAAGGCUCCAACAAAACUAAUCAAAGCUGUCAAAGCAUUUGAGGAACAAACGUACUUAAAAGCUGAUGGAAAUGUUUAUGCAGUUCUAGCUAUUGUAAGCACUCCAGAUGUAAUGUAUGGGAACACAUUCAAAGUAGAGAUACUUUACUGCAUAACGCCUGGUCCUGAGCUUCCAUCAGAAGAAAAAUCUUCACGACUGGUUGUUUCAUGGCGAAUGAAUUUUCUGCAGAGCACUAUGAUGAAAGGAAUGAUUGAGAAUGGAGCCAGGCAAGGUAUAAAGGACAAUUUUGAUCAGUAUGCUAGCUUGUUAUCUCAGACUGUUCCUCCAGUUGAUCAAAAGACUAUUGGAUCAAACAAGGAACAGGUUUUGGCGUCUUUGCAGGCACCGCCACCACAGUCAACCUUUAAACUUGCUGUCCAAUAUUUUGCUAAUUGUACUGUUGUGUUCACUACUUUUAUGGCUUUGUACGUGCUUGUACAUAUUUGGCUGGCUGCACCUAGCACAAUUCAGGGGCUUGAAUUUGUAGGGCUCGACCUACCUGAUUCAAUAGGCGAAUUUAUUGUGUGUGGUGUCCUAGUUCUGCAGGGUGAACGUGUUUGGGGGAUGAUUUCACGCUUCAUGCGAGCCAGACUGCGAAAAGGGAGUGAUCAUGGAGUCAAAGCACAGGGAGAUGGAUGGUUGCUUACUGUUGCUCUAAUUGAAGGGUGUAGCUUAGCCGCAGUUGAUUCAAGUGGAUUAUCUGACCCAUAUGUGGUUUUUACAUGUAAUGGAAAAACAAAAAACAGCUCAAUCAAGUUCCAAAAAUCUGAUCCUCAAUGGAAUGAAAUUUUUGAAUUUGAUGCAAUGGAUGAACCUCCCUCCGUGUUGGGUGUUGAAGUUUAUGAUUUCGAUGGGCCUUUUGAUGAGGCUACAUCUUUGGGAUAUGCUGAGAUUAAUUUCCUCAAGACUAGUAUAUCAGAUUUGGCUGACAUUUGGGUACCCCUUCAGGGGAAGUUGGCUCAAACAUGCCAAUCCAAAUUGCACGUGAGAGUUUUCUUGGAUAAUACCAGAGGCAGCAAUGUUAAUAUUGCUAAAGAGUAUUUAAGUAAAAUGGAAAAAGAGGUUGGGAAAAAGCUCAAUUUGCGUUCUCCUCAGUCGAAUUCAGCCUUUCAGAAACUAUUUGGGCUUCCAGCUGAAGAAUUUCUUAUUAAUGACUUUACGUGUCAUUUGAAACGUAAAAUGCCAAUUCAGGGGCGCAUCUUUCUGUCAGCUAGAGUCAUAGGUUUCCAUGCAAAUAUAUUUGGGCACAAGACCAAAUUCUUUUUCCUGUGGGAGGACAUUGAGGAUAUUCAAGUUGUUGCUCCUACUCUUUCAUCAAUGGGCAGUCCAAUUAUUGUUAUCACUCUCCGAGCGGGUAGAGGUAUGGAUGCAAGGAGCGGUGCAAAGACACUAGAUGAGGAAGGCAGACUGAAGUUUCAUUUCCAUUCCUUUGUAUCCUUUGGUGUAGCACAGAGGACAAUCAUGGCUCUGUGGAAGGCCAAAUCUUUGAGUCCAGAGCAGAAAGUUCGAAUAGUCGAAGAAGAAUCUUCUGAAGCUAAAGGCUGCUUACAAUCUGAAGAGAGUGGAUCAUUUUUGGGCCUCACUGAAGUCAGUAUGUCUGAGGUUCUCUCUUCCACACUUUCUGUUCCUACCAGCGUUGCUAUGGAGCUAUUUAAUGGGGCUGAGUUGGAGCGCAAAGUUAUGGAGAAAGCUGGUUGCCUUAAUUAUUCAUUUACUCCAUGGGAAUCAGAGAAGGAGAAUGUUUAUGAGAGGCAAAUAUAUUAUAUUUUUGACAAACGUAUCUCCCACUACAGAGUGGAAGUGACAAGUACACAGCAAAGAUACUCACUCCCCAAUAAAAAUGGUUGGCUCGUUGAAGAAGUCUUGACUCUUCAUGGAGUUCCCCUUGGCGACUAUUUCAAUGUUCACCUUAGAUAUCAAAUUGAGGAUUUACCUUCUAAGUUGAAGGGAUGUAGCGUACUAGUAUCUUUUGGAAUGGCCUGGCAGAAAAGCACUAAGAAUCAGAAAAGGAUUACAAAAAACAUCCAAAAAAAUCUACAAGAUCGUCUGAAAGCGACUUUUGAACUCGUUGAGAAUGAAUCUGCAGCAAAAUAGUGCUUCGAUUUAAUGUUCGUGGAGAUGAUUUAUACGUGCGCAAGGGAGAGCUGGUGCUUUGAUGCUGGGUGAUAUUCUGCUUCCCUUUUCAGCUAAACGUCUAGCUGAUUCAAGCUUGAUUGGCUAGCACGUAUUGAAAUCUUUACCUGCUUCAUAUGAUUGGUUGGAGGACUCUGAGGUGAAUGCUUAAAUUUGAUGGAAUGGAGAUUGCUUUGACCUUUGGAAACCUGGUGUUUUUUAUCUCAGUAAGCUGGAAGUUUGUGCUACGUUUGCAUACAGUUGCUGCGUUGAAACUCAGAAGCCCCUUGGAGAGUUGUUAUCAGUGCUUCCCCUCUCGAUGAGGAUGGCAUAGGUAAAAUACUUAGUCUCGACGUGGCCAUGGUCACAUUCUUUGUUCAUUAGUUUAUACCCUUAGGUUGUUUGUAAUCAUUCAUUGAUAGGCAGGAUCUACUAGCAGGUAUUAUUAGUGAUGGCGAAUCAUCACGUAGAAGUCUCUUGGUUGUUUUACGGUGCAUGAGACAUAAAUGCUGAUUCAUUGUACAUUGUAAACCAAGUAACGGUAUGUUUUUAGUUCAAUUUUUUGAUUGAUCUAAGACCGAGCCAUUUCUAGGGAUAAGGACUGGUGACUUUUUCGAUUUUUGGAAUAUAAAGGUUUCAGGAGGUUAGUGUCA
Messenger RNA from Cucurbita pepo subsp. pepo (vegetable marrow), 4238 nucleotides. Its product is annotated as C2 and GRAM domain-containing protein At1g03370. Lineage: Eukaryota; Viridiplantae; Streptophyta; Magnoliopsida; Cucurbitales; Cucurbitaceae. The record is from RefSeq and is a predicted model, not a curated record.